Messenger RNA from Symbiodinium natans, 696 nucleotides. Lineage: Eukaryota; Dinophyceae; Suessiales; Symbiodiniaceae. The record is from the annotation of a GenBank genome assembly.
AUGCGGCGGAAUGAGUCCAACGUGCAAACAACGACGUCCCAGAUGUGCAAGCAGCUUCUGGUCGAGUACCUGGUCAAAACGCACCGCAUCAUAGAUCCCAACAUCGAAACCAUUGACAUCGAGUGCACAAAGUACAUCGCCAGCGAGCGAAGCUAUUUCGAGCAGUUCGUGGCGGAGCCAUUUGAAGAGUUCCUGGCACGAAUACAGCGCGAGGGCGAGUGGGGGGAUGACGUGGAGAUUGAGGCGCUGUCGGAGAUAUACGAUUGCCGAGUGGAGAUCUAUGCCUCGUACGGUCAUUCGCUGAUGAGGACGUUCCAUGAGGCGUGUGACGCCAAGUGGCCUCAACCUGUCAGGCUCCUCUACGAGGGCCAUGCGCACUACAACUCCCUGGCCCCUCGGAGCGGCCUCUGCCCAAUUGCGCAGCAGCUGCGGCCGGGGGAGAUUGAGGACGCCGCGAUCUGCAGGUCGCGGAGAAGAUACGAGGCCGGGUUGCGCCGCGAGGGCGUCAACGAGGCCGAUGCGAAGCUGACAGAGCAGGAGGUGGUGGACGAGUCAAUUCGUUUGAGCCGCCUGGAGUUUGAGCACAAGUCUGAAGCGGAGAUGGACAUGGCGCUUCAAGACUCGCGCGCCGAAUGGGAGAAGUCGGAAAGGAAGCGGAUGGAGGAGGAGGUGGUCGACGCCAUCCUCCAGCAAUCG